Gadus chalcogrammus (walleye pollock) is the source of this 9948-nucleotide messenger RNA. RefSeq names its product protein SOGA1-like. NCBI's taxonomy places the organism in Eukaryota, Metazoa, Chordata, Actinopteri, Gadiformes, Gadidae. Gene Ontology annotation, biological process: regulation of autophagy. The coding region runs from base 1 to 4836 and encodes 1611 amino acids. The record is from RefSeq and is a predicted model, not a curated record. The transcript has 23 exons.
AUGGGCCCUGAGUUACCCAAGGCUGUGGUCUGUGUAAGUGACACAUCGGGGCCUGCCAAGAUCCUGAUGACAAUCACAGCCAUCCUUGUUCACACCCUGGUCACUUCCCGCAUCGAUUAUUGUAACUCCCUCCUCUUCGGUCUCCCCCUCAAGUCCAUCCGCAAACUCCAACUGGUCCAGAACUCUGCCGCCCGCAUCAUCACCAGAACCCCCUCCAUUGAUCACAUCACCCCUGUUCUUCAGCAGCUUCACUGCCUCCCGGUCAAAACCCGCAUCCACUUCAAGAUUCUGCUCCUCACCUUCAAGGCCCUCCACAACCUCGCCCCUCCAUACAUCUCAUCUCUAAUCGAUGUGACCGUCUCUGUCUCGCAGGUGGCGAAGGACGUGUCCAUCCGCGUGCACGGCGAGCUGGACAGCGUGGAGAAGAAGAGGGGCCGCCUGGAGCAGGAGAACGAGGAGCUCAGGGUGCGCCUCCAGGACCUGGAGGUGGCCAAGCAGGUCCUGCAGCAGGAGAUGGACAAGAACCCCCAGAAGAAAAGAGGGGUGCGACCAAACAACAAACCAGAGAAGAAGCUCUGUCCACAGGAGGACAGUGCCGACCUGAAGUGCCAGCUCCACUUUGCUAAGGAGGAGUCGGCCCUGAUGUGCAAGAAGCUGACCCGUCUGGUGAAGGACAGCGAGGCCAUGAAGGAGGAGCUGGCCAAGUACCGCUCGCUGUACGGAGACGUCGAUGCCUCCCUCACCGUUGAGGAGGUGGCGGACUCGCCCCACACCCGCGAGGCGGAGGUCAGAGUUCACCUGAAGCUGGUGGAGGAGGAGGCCAACCUGCUGAGCCGUCGCAUCGUGGAGCUGGAGGUGGAGAACCGCGGCCUGCGGGCGGAGAUGGACGACAUGAAGGGACCCCAAGACGAACCUCACGAUCUCACCGGGAUGAACGGCCACAUGGGGGCGGGGCUUUCGCUCGGAGGCGGGGCUAUGGUCAUCGGGGGCGGGGCUUCGUCGGAGAACGUGAUGGAGCUCCAGCGGCACCUGCAGUUCGUGGAGGAGGAGGCGGAGCUGCUGCGGCGCUCCCUGAUCGAGCUGGAGGAGCAGAACAAGCUGCUGAUGAACGAGAUCAACCGCUACAAGUCCGAGCUCCCGCCGCCGCCCGGCCCCGCCCUCGCCUCCGGCGGCCCGGGCGCCCCGCCGAGCGACGGCGGGCUCGGCGACGCCAUCCAGGAAGGCGCGGAGCUCAUCAGCGACGAGGCCACGCCCCAGGAGCGGGAGGUGCGGGAUGCGCGGCUCCAGAUCGGGGACCUGAACGGCAAGGUGAAGAAGCUCCAGUACGAGAACCGCGUGCUGCUGUCCAACCUGCAGCGGUGCGACCUGGCCUCCUGCCACUCGCCUGCCUCCCACUCCUCCUCCUCCUCCUCCUCUUCCUCCUCUGCGCCCACACUACCACCGCUGGCCUUGGAGACGUGCGGCCCAGCCGGCGACGCGGCAGACUGUCUACCCAGCAGUCCGCUACACCGGGAGGGUCCAGUAGGGGGCGAGAACGACCAUCUGGAGACACGGGACAAGAGGGGCCCACCGGCUGACAGCUCCGGCGCCGUGACGUCACUUCCUGCCUGCCUGCGGUUCAAGGACCAUGAUGCCCUGCUGGCCAUGAGAGAGCAGGCUCGCCUGGUCUCCAUGGCGAUCCAGCUGCUGACCAUUCCCACCGAGGCCAACUGCCUCUCUCCCUCGUCCCUCUACCACUUGGUCUGUCAGGAGGAGCCGGCGGGGUCAUGUGACCACCCGGACAAACCUCAGAACCAAAUGUCCGAGUUGUCAGAUCUAGCGGAGCGCCCUCUGGUGGCGGCCCUGACCAGCAGGCUGCAGGCUCUGCACAGCCAGCUGCAGGUGUUUGUGGAGAGAGUAGACAGCCUGGGAGGCUCCCCUGUUGGGGACCGGGACCCCCAGGUGGAAGGGGCCUCUCCCCAGACUCUGAUGCCCGAAGGCAGGGGCCUCUCCCUGGGUGCCACCCCCUCCCUGCUCCCCCUGGGGCCGGCCGUCUCCCAGGACAAGAAGCCCGACUCUAGCGACCAACCGGAAUGCAAGGUGAACGGUCAGGAAGAGGAGGCUAGCCAAUCAGAACCGCUGGAGUGCAACCAGAAAAAGAACCGCACUGAGAGCCCAAAGGAAGAGGCUGAUGUGACCCCAGCGGGUCAGACCCAUCCAGGAGGGGUGUGUGGGACCGGACCAGGGCCCCAGAGUCCAGCCGAGGAGGGAGCACUGGAGGAGGGCCCUCAGUCCGUCACAGCUCAGGCCCUCCAGCUCAAGCAGCUCCGGGAGGACCACCAGAAAGCCCUGACGCGGCGGGACUUCCAGCUGCAGAGCGUGGGGCUCCAGGCCCGCCUGCAGACCAAGCUGUGGCGGCGGGAGAGGACGCUGCUGCUGCAGGAGUCCCAGCACCUGAAGCAGAGCCUGCUGCUGACCAGCGUCAAGCUCCGCUGCUUCCUCAAGCACUGGCGGCUGGGCCACAAGACGGCGGCGGACGGCAGCGACAUCCUGGAGGUCAACAGCCUGAAGGAGCUCUACCUGCUAUUGGAGGAGGAGAAACAUCUGACAAGCCCCGCCCACUUCCAGGCGGCCGCAGAAGAGCAGCCACGAAGCCCUACCAUCAAGUGGGGAGGUGUGUGCAGUACCCUGGCAGACCUGAGGGGGGCGCUGCUGGGUCUGAGCGGCGAGCUGUGUCUGGAACGGCAGGGGUCCCAGGAACUCACCCAGCAGUUUGCCCGGGCCAAGGCCUCGUGGCAGGUGGAGAGGAACGAGCUCAAGAGCAUCAUCACUCAGUUGGACAGUAAGACGGGCAAGGCGCCCGCCGCCCUGUCCUCCUCCACGGAGGCCUUGGAUGCUCCCGACCUGAAGGGGGCGCUGAAGAGGGAGCGAGAGGAGCACCAGCUCCUCCUGGCAGAGUCCUACGCCGCAGUCAUGGACCUCACAAAGCAGCUUCAGAUCGGAGAGAGGAACUGGAGCAGAGAGAAGAUGGAGCUGGUGGACACCCUGGGGCAGGAGAGAGCUCAGUGGGAGCAGAGAGGCGGAGAGUUCAAACUACAGACCAAGUCGAAGGCCGAGGGCAGCUGUGAUGAGGCCGUCCUGACGGACAGCGCUCCCGACGGGCCCAGCCCACUGAGAGCCAAAUCCAUGUCAGAACUACAGAACCCAGAAAUCAAUGGACUCGCCACUCAAGAAGAGCGGAGCCUGUCCAAGGCCCCGCCCUCUUUCCUGUUCCGCCCGGAGUUUGGUGACAUCACCGGGAAGAACUGGAGCUACCUGACCAAUGAGACGCCGGAGGUGGCGGACGGCUGUAAGACCUGGGACGGCCCCGCCGGCCCGGAGGCCCAGCUGGACCCGGAGUCCGCCCGCAAGAGCUUCACGGCUCCGGACCGCACCGGGAUCCGGAUCUACUACAGCCCCCCCGCCGCCCGGCGCAUGGAGCACCUCGCACGGCACCAGGCGGGCGGCACGGGGCCCCACAGCGGGCCCCUGGAGUCCGGCCCCGUCCUGGUCCAAAAGCAGCCAUCCUCCUCCUCCUCCUCCUACGAGCAGUGGCUGAGCUCCCUGUCCACGCCCAGGGGGGCCCUGCUCGUCAGCCCCUCAGCGGUCAACGCCAACGGGGCCGCGGCCGACGGGGCCAUGGACUCCCCUUCGUCCUCGUCCUCUGCCUCGUCCUCCUCGUCCUCCUCGUUCCGGGGCCUGGACAUGGGGGACAUCUCGGUGAACCUGAGCGACGACAUGAAGGAGAUGACCAACUGCGUCCGCCAGGCCAUCCGCUCGUCUUCUCUGGAGAGGAAGUCCCCCAAGGAGGCAGGGAGUCAGAUGGCCGCCGGCAUGGCCACGCGCUCCACGCAGACGGCCACGCAGUGCGCCAGCGUGGGGCUCCAGACCGACGGCGUGGGGUCGGCCCCCAGGGUCCCCCAGGGGCUGCACUCCAAGGCCUGGUCCCCGCGCCACUCGCCCGCCACCGCCGUGUCCUCUCUGGCGUCCGCCCGCACCCGGCAGAUCUCCACGUCCCUGGACAAGGUCCACAGCCGCGUGGACCGGCCCUGCUGCUCACCGAAAUACGGCUCCCCAAAACUGCAGCGCCGCGUGUCCACCGGCUCCACCCCCAGACUGUCGGACGGGGGCCCCUCCCGGGACCGCAGCCUGUGGAGCCUGCAGCAGAGGCCCCUGGGGGGAGGUGGGGGGUCCGCCUGGGCCCGCUCCACCACCACCCGGGACAGCCCUGUGCUGAGCGGGCUGAACGACGGGCUGUCCAGCCUCUUCAGCGUGGUGGAGCACUCGGGCAGCAUGGAGUCACUGGGGAGGGGGGACGCUGCAGGGGGCGCUACGUCCGGCAGGCAUCCCCUGGCUGCGGGCCGGCCUUCGGGGCCCCCGCCCUGCCCCGCCGAGGCCGCCCCCCGCUAUGGGGGCCUGGUCCAGGAGUUCCUCCGGGACGUCUGCGGCGGCGUCGGCCGUGGCCAGGGAGGGGCCUUCGUGCCUGGGGAGAGAGCGGUCCGAGACACCCUGCGCGGAGUGGACGAGCCCAAGCCGGAGUGCGUGAUGUCCGGGGCAGGGGGGGCGGCGGCGGCCAGCGACAACGUGACCCGCAUCGUCAACAAGAGGUUCAUGAGGCACGCCGAGACCCCCUGCGUGGCGCUGGGCGCGGCGGUCGGGACCGAGGAAGCCCCCUGUGACUGCGUGGCCCAGUCUCUGUCUACUUGUUUGGCUCGACCCUCCAGGUCCGCCACGCGCCAUUCGCUGGCUCAGUGUAUGCACCGCCCACAAGAGUCACCCGUAGCCAAUGAGGAGAGGCCAGACUCCUGCAAUGAAUGAACUUUGACUGCCACAGAAUGACCCCCACCCUCACUUCACCAGCACCACAUACACACUUCACACAAACACACACAAACUAAAACACACAUACACACACAAUCACACUUCUAACAUCCUCCUCAAAUGUAAAUACACACAGACAAACUGCCACACAGAUCCACUGCCCAACAAACUCUUAAACUGUAGUCGCAUCCUCUAGCACACACAUGCACACACACGCACACACACACACAACACACUCUAAGUAUGUAAAUGAUGUUCAUAAUACAAGCAGUAACACACAUACUGCUAGUGAUCACCGAUAAUAAUCAAGGAACAUUCUAGAUCGGGCUGGCCGACACCACACCUCCUCCCCUUCCCCCAUCAGCCCCCCAAAACUACCAGCAGGAUCUAACCCACUCCAACACAAGGAACUAAACGUGCGUACCCAUAUGAUGAUGUCCUACAUGGAGUAUGCACCAACUCUCUUUCGGAAAUCCGGGAACAUCAAAAUGAUGAUGUCACGACCAGACCAGUCUACGAGAGGUUUCACUGCCUUUCCACUUUUCCUUUUUUUUUUUUUUUUUGUGGUGCGGUUAGAUGGCGGUUGAGCGAAUCCACCCGGCCGAAGCAACCAGAGAGCGGCGCUCUGAGGUCCCUUCCCAAGCAUUCAUGUUAUAAACCCAGCCCCCUUUACAUUGCAAACAUCGCAGCUCACAUUUUCUCCAGCAGACCUUUUCCAUGGCACCCAGUGGAUAGCCAAUCUCAUGAGAAUACCAAGUAUAAAACCGUUAGAAACCACUUGAUGCAUAAAGGGGGGGGGGGGGGGGUAGAGUAUUUAGUUAUUAGCACAAUUGGUCGCUUGCACAUUUCUAUUAGGAAUAUGCAUGUAUCUACCACAGGGUUUAGAAGAGUUACCUAGCGUUUAGAAAAUAGGUUAAUGAAUUGAACUAUAUCCUCAUUCUCCCCUUAAGACGUGUGUUAAUAUGCAGAAACCAACCGUGCACAAAAGUACAUCUGACUUGAUCAGCAUAGUCACUGCCCCUUGCAUGGCAAUGAGCCUCUGCAUCUCACCUCUGCACUGGCUCGCUCUGGUCUGAGGAAAUAGUCAUCGUCGUCAUCUUCAUCUUCAUCGGUUCGUUAGAUGAAGAUUGCAUGAGGCCCAGCUCCACUUUGGAAUGAUUUAUGUAAGGGAUAAUGUAAAACGAGCCAGUCAUUAUAGUUAAAAUAAACCCCAGAAAGGUUUUGUUUUUUUUAAAUCACCAGCUUGCCCUACAUUAUCCCACUUAUUACAAAGCUACUUAGAAAUCCACGGUUGUAAAUAGCGUCCAAUAGUGACGGUCUGUUAUUAAUAGCAGGGGUCCGCUAUACAGAGAUAACAGACCACUGAAUGUCGUAAUUUACCAAUCAGAAUCGAGUAUACAAGGAAAAUGCUUCAGAAGCUGUAAUAUAGUUUAUCUAGACUGGCACAGAUUUCGGCAGUGAAGGUACAUGAGAUGGAAAAGAGACUGUCCUGAGGCCAGUGUUUUACUCCAGGUUCCACCACCAUGACCCUGUUCAAAUGAGCUAAACUACAACAUAUUUAUUGUACUACUUUUACCCAAAGGCAAUUACUCUACUGCUUACAACUGCCAGACUUUGAUGAUUUUCAUAUGUUUUUUAGGUCUGAUAUAUUUUACGGCAUUUGGAAGUAUUCCUCUGUGUUUUCUCUAUUUGGACAGCCAUGUCAUCUCCGUGAGGGCCUGUAUGAGCUGAUGAGCUAUGGCUCUCUGUAGUGAGCCAACAUCAUCAGUCACACACUCAUCCUAGCAAAUGCAUUUAUUCAAGAGAGGAACCUUUUGAGCAUUGUUUUGAUCCUGUGUCUAAAUGUGUGCUAAAGCAUACAAUUCUGUGUCUAAAGCAUGUCCCCAUGAACAAUUAAGCAUCUGUAGACAGUGGGAUAUUAAUUUAAAGCAUUCAAACAGCCUACAACUCUAAAUGAAGCAUUAUGAUAGAGAGAUUGAUGUGCCGUGAUGGAUGAAUCUUCAUGUAUGAGAUUCCAUCUGCAUUCCUGGUUCCAACGUCUAAGGUGUUGAUAAUUAACCCAACAUGUGUAAACUUCCGUUUAAAAGAGUUCACUGAUUGUAUCUGUGAGGCCUCCAGAGGGCGCUAUUGCCUCUCAAUGCCCAAGAGUAGUUUUUAUUAUAAAUCAAAAAGCCGACAAGAGACAGCAGCCAUAGAUCACGAACGGGAAAUGGUUUCUGUUUCCUCUUCCUCCUUGCCUGUGUCUCUCUUCUCCCAUGAAUCUGUCAAUCAUUCACAGUCUGACCUGUUGUCAUGGAAACAGUGUGGAUGGCUGCCAAAGUGCCUAGCAGACAGCUUGUCGGUAGCACACAUCGAAACACACACACACACACACACACACACAAAUACUGAAACGCACACAUACCGAAAUACACACACACACACACACACACACACACACACACACACACACACACACACACACACACACACACACACACACACACACCAAUACACAGCCCUGGCAUGUGUGUAAUAGGAAGGGUUACUUCAUGUAAAAUAACACUUUUCAGGGGUCCGGUAGUUUUGUGUACUUUUAAGGAAGGGUUAUGUUUAUUAUUUUGAAGAUGGCCAUUAUUAAAUGCUCGCGGGUCAUAGUGCCAGGCAACAGCCCCCGCCCGCCCUGCCUCGGCUCAUUACCAGUUGACUCAGCAAGCUCGAUACAUACGACACGCCGGGGAGAACCUGGUUUAAAUAACCUACCAAGCCCAAUGGACCCAGGGCAUUGGUUGGUUACCACGACAGAGAUGAUCCUCCAUGGUGACUGUGUGGGAUGUAUAUGUUCACUCAUGUAUCCGAUACACAUAAAGAUCAACUCUUAUUGUAGGCCAGAGCUUUGCUUGACGACAUGACUGCCUGCCCUAUAGGUUCUGGAAGAAAGGAAACCCACGCAAAGAUCUGGAUUAGAGCAUUACGGUUUCAGAGUUCCACUUCCUUCCAUUGUCCUAGCGAAGUCUCCUCUACCUCUACCCCCUCCUGUGUACAGUGUGUCAUGUAUAGAGAAGUCCUGCAUUCAUAGGGUUCUUAAGCAGAGAAAACAUGCUAGCCUUGUGUUUUCAACAGCUGUACGCCACAGUGUCCCCUUGUUAUCUGUGAGAUUAUCACCAGGUGCAGUCUCUUUUAGCGCCAUAAACUGAGUAUCCGUCUAGGAUACUUGGUAGUAACUACUGUUACUUUUUAUGUACAGCAUCCUUUAUAUUUCAACUUUUUAGUUUGUGAAUUCACCCGAUAAUGUUAAUUAUACUUGGAUUGUCUUUGAACAAAUAUUGAACGGCCAGUAUGAAUAUACUUAUUGACAAAAUGGCUGUGUUUGCCUCUUUUUGUUAAGGGCCUUUUAAAUCGUUGUUUGUAUGACCUAUUUGAUUCAAGCAAACUCAUUGUAGGCUACUCUAUACCAAGGUUAUUUUGGUGUCUGAAUACAGUUAAAUGUAUCAGCAAGACUGUUAGCAUUUACAACUCAAAUGACAGUAAAACAUGUAGUGCUGUAGGACGCUGGCCACUAGCUCUAUGUAUAGGACCUCCUACUUUAUGUUCUCAGGAGUUCUUUAGGGUGUGUUUCCAGGCAAUUAAAGACAGAAUAUUACAGAAUAUUAUAUCUAGAGAACCAUCUCUGGUCAGACGUUGUUUUCUGAUUGCCUCCCCCGAAAAGUGUCAGGUGGUCACCUGCUUUAAUCAUGUUUUGGUAAAUGGCAUCAUUUUCUAAGGUUGUUUUAAGAGGGAGUAAAAUAUACAUUUUGUACAGCAAUUAUCUUCAAACAUUUGAGGGAAGUAACCUUUUUGAAUGCAUAAUCAGGUAUUUAUUAUGUGUUUACAACGCAACCUUUUUAAGAGGAAGAAAGCAGCGGUCGUGUGCCAUGGUGACAGACAAAGGCCAGUGCAGGUUUUUGCUUCUAAAUAAUCGAUGCCAGCAGCUCCCCCUGCUGGUGAAGUGCCUUUAGGCACAUCGAGUGCUGACCCCGGCAUUAACCCUCGCUCUGAACACAACUCUCCCAACAGCCUACUCCUAUUCAGUUACGCGUGUCCGACGUAAUCCAUGGUCAAUUCUUAUGUUUUAGCAAUAUCUACAUGAACCUUAGGUUUUCAUACUCCGCUUGAGCUGUCGAGUGACGGAUCGUUCUACAUUAUAGAGUUCCGGCAGAAUCACGACUUGAGAAUGCGACGGAUGGAAAACAAAAGAGUUAAAACCAUAGCGUCUCUUUGUAUUAUAAAUAAAUGAAGAAGAAAAAAGAGUGGAAACCGUUUUAUUUCCUUCGUUGCUCUGAGUACAGCUGAAUGUCGGCAGUCAGGACCAAUACGCUCCCUGUUGAAGUAUGACGCUGUCUCUCUUUACGCCACGCACUUGAAACUUUCUUCUUUACGUAGUUGCAUUUUGAAAGAAAACUAAAAGUGAUGGAAUUCAACACAGUAAACGUGAGAACCGAGAUUAAGUGGAAUUGUAGCCUACUGCAGAAGAUGCAGGGGGUUUCUGAAAGGGCUGUUGAUUUGUGUUUAGGAAUGGGUAUUGUAUUUAUGUUGUUUAUUUUCAACCACAAGCUUGUAAAAUGAGAAAUAUCGUCGCCUCCUGUUUGUCAUAGAAUUCACAAAUAAAUGUUUGCUGAAAAACAAAAUGUAUUAUUUUUUGAAUGAUUUGAAACCUUCUCGAGGCAGGAGAAGAGGAAGAGGCCAUGGAUGAAGACCGCAGGAGGAGGUUAGGAGAAGCUUCUGCUGCAGAGCCCAGUGAGGCGAGUAAGGAUCGGAUGUCCGGCUGAAGUUGAGACAUACUAUAGAAAAAACAAAAAUAUCACAAAUAGCAAAAGUUGGGUCUUGGAUUUAAAAAAAAAAAAAAAUUGUCCAAAAGUUUCUUAUCUGAUUUAUCUGGUGUCAUUAGUCCUAACUCUGUGGUUAUGAUUAACUCAGGAACUCAUGCUGAAGAGUUGACUGUUUAAUAUUUCGGUUCAAAGUCAUACACAGACAUUGCGUCUAAGCGUCUUAGAGUAGGCCUACCAUAUUAAGCGCUAUAUAAAUUAAAUUUAUUAUUAUUAUUGCAUACUGAGCUACAUCAUGUGACUCCCACUCAUCGGUCAUUUACCU